AUGGAUGCCAGGAAAACAGAAAAUUACAUGUGGAAAAUUAGAGUAGAUGUAAACUAUUUUUUCAGCAUAGCCUGCAAAGAAAACUUACUAAGCAUUAUAAAAUAUCUCAAAAAUUAUAACCGAAAUUGGAAUCACCACACGAAGUUUUUCAUCACAGUUUUAAAUCAAACACAAACUUUACUCGAUGAUGUUAUAGACAUUAUUGCAUGGGAGGACAUGAACGCGAUUCUUCUCACAACCUACGAUGAAGUUUAUAUAUUUAAAGGAGUAUAUUGUUACACACAAACUUGUUCUUGGAAUGGAGUUGUUCCACUUUGUCCUGGAAAAAACGUAACCAUCAUUCAAAAUAAGCCCAGGGAAACAUAUACGGCCACCUAUAUGACCUACCAGCCCUAUUUCAUAAAUGUCACAAGCAAUGAGCUGAUUAAAUACGACUAUUUCGAAAGUAAAGGCCUGGAGCAUAGCAUGUUGGCUCUACUGGCGGAAAUAACAAAAAUAAAAGUCCACAUUGUAGUUUCGGAAGAAACUUCCAACUAUGGUACUGUUUUGCCAAAUGGGACGGCCACUGGGGCUCUUCAGCAGUUUGACGAAAAUAGGUUUGAUUUUAUAUUGGGAUGUUAUGUAGCAACUAUAAACAGAACCUAUCAUUUCUACUACACCUUUCCUGUGUUACAUGUCGCGCUUCAAUGGUUUGUGCCGUAUGACCUGAUAAGAUCAGAAAAUACCAUAUCGGAUGUGUACACUUUGUCUCUAGUGACACUAACUGUAAUACUUGUUGGUUGUGCCAUUCACUUAAGUCAAAAAUAUAAAAAACACCCUGUAACAAUCGGAUUUAUAGUUUUGACCAUUUACGCUAUAUUAAUAGGUGCCCCUAUCAAACUCCUCAGGAAUACUCCAUUUAGAGUUUUAAUAUCCUGUGUGAUCGCGUUAAAUUUCUUCCUGAACCUUAUAUUUUUAACAGCCGUAACGAGCAAUCUUGCAAAUGUCCAGUACAGGCAAAAAAUCGACAUGGAAGAACAGCUGAUCAAAAGUGAUCUCGAACUUUACGCUUAUUCGUUGGACCACGGGUUUUUCCGAAACAGCCCGUACGAAACAAAAAUUAAACAUUGCUAUGAUGAAAAUGAAUGCAUGAAGGUUGCGGCCAAGGAAAGGAAAACCGCCUAUGCUUACUCCACAAAAAGUUCCAACUACAUAAUAAAUCAUUUUUCUGAGGAAAAAGGGAAACCCCUCUUGCAUGCUAUCAAAGGUAAGAUAGCGCUUUUGCCGUUGACAAUUUAUAUGAGGAGAGGGUUUCCUUACUACCGGAUUUUCUCCCAAAAUCUUCUACGCAUCAGAGAGUCGGGUUUUUUGGAGAAAUUUUUAACGGACAUUCAAGGCAUAGAAAAUAAAGAAUAUCCAGACAAAAAACUUCUUAUUCAUCUGGAAAGUUUAAAGCCUCUAUUUGUAUCUCUUUUCUGUAUGCAUUGGAUUGCUUUCUGUGUUUUUAUUGCCGAAAUUGUAUUCAAAAACUGA
Molecule: messenger RNA, 1512 nt
Organism: Brassicogethes aeneus
Lineage: Eukaryota; Metazoa; Arthropoda; Insecta; Coleoptera; Nitidulidae
Source: the annotation of a GenBank genome assembly